CCGGUCUGGAAGACUAACGUGAUCAGGCUUCAUAUAGUGACUCACAGUUGUCGUGGGUGCGUGAACGUGGAAUAGUAACGAAUGCUUCAAACUGUCUUAAGUAAAUGAAACAUGAUGAAGACUGGUAUGAUUGUAAAGGUGCUAUGAUAAUCAUAGUAUGGAUCGUAUAAUAAUAUGUUUUUUUCUCGGGUUUGCUACCAGUGUGGCGCUUCAUUUCACGUCAGCCGUUCAUUUCAAUGUACAACCAGUGAAUACUCUUGCAAUGGUCGGAAAAUCAGUUGUUCUACAUUGUGCAUUGGACGAAAUGCUUUUGGUUGGAGAAACUCAUCACUGGGUAUGGACAAACCAAAUAACAGGGAAGAAUGUAACUUUGACUACAAAUCGAAAAACAGAGGCUGGUCUUUCGCCAGAACUUUCACGAAGAUUAAGUAUAUUUGGCAAUAGAAUGCAUGCGGAAUAUAAUCUUCGAAUCGAGGCCGUUACUAAAUCAGAACAGGGGAUUUACAGAUGUAUGCUGCAUAUAAGUCAAACUCAAGAAUAUAUUUAUUCUAGGCCGGCUACGUUGACAGUUGAAAGUUUGUCCGAUCGUGUUCCGGUAUGUGAUUCAACGCCGAUUCACCCUGUACCUGGGUCCCAGGUUGUGAUGACCUGUAGGGCUGGGAGCCUCUUCAGUACGGAUGUCAUGUGGAUGUUGGGCAAUGUUCGGUUAAGAACUACUUUAGUACGUCAAGAGAACCGUCUGACUGCGGUUUUAAGAAGAAACGUCUAUGAACAAGAUAAUUUUGCAACUUUUAAAUGUUUUGAAAGAAGUCGCAGUAGAGGCGCAGUAGUCAAUGUUGGCGAGUGUUCUGUAACACCGUUAAGAGUUGAAACAAUCGUUAAAAUAACACCCAGUUUUGUAUCUCUCAGCGAAUAUAAAGAUACAAUGUUAAAGUGUUUUGGAGAAUCUUUGCCUGCAGUGACUUUCUAUGAAUGGCUAAUAGACGAACUUAUGGUCAUUAACACUCCAAGUAAACUGUUGUUGAGCGACAGAAACCGACAACUCACUAUAAAAUCUGAAUAUUUACGAACAUUAGAUAAACCCCAGCUAGAAAUUAGGUGUACUGCAGGAAACACUUUAAUUUCGUCAACAGUAAACAGUGCGUCUAUUCAAUUAAUCCUUCCUAAAAAGACAUCUACAACACUAAAACCAUUGACUACCAUUAAUAGUAUCGGUAAGCCUGUUGAAACAACCCAUCGGCUAAAUGUGAAAUUAUCUACAGAAAAAUAUAUCUCUAAAUACUCAGAUGAACAUUUAAUUACUACACUCACAACGGUCGCAAUGCCUACAUUGCAAAGUGAGAAACUUCCUCAAAAAUUGAUACAAGGUGUGGCGAUAAUAUCAGCGUCUGUCCUUGGAAUUAUUAUAGUUAUUCUAGUUUGUAGUAUUGUCCUCGUAUUUGUCUUCAAAAAGAAGAAAAGAUUAUUAGAGAUAAGUAACUACAACACAGUUGCUGAGCAACCAUUAGCCUCAAAGAAAGCAAAACAAUAUGAAAAUGAAAUUGUCACACCGCGUAUGAAAUAUUGUCAUAAAGUUGGGUCUUGCCAAACAUUACAACCACCACGGCUGCCGGACCGGGACCGUUACGUUUCAAAACAAAGGCGUCAUAUUAGUGAAAAUUUCAAUGCCAAUGGAAAACUUCUAGGUGUGAAUCCUCAGAGAAGAAGUGAGUAUAUUAGGAAGUCUUCUGGGGGAUCACGAGGAGAAGGGGAUGGAAGCAGUGGAGAUGAAGCUCAGAAAUGUAUAUCUCUUUAUGAAAAUGCAAUAGCCAUACGAUUGUCUUAUCUAAAUGAUUAUAGCAAGCGGUUCAAGCGAGUUGCCUCCCAGCAUAGCUAUGAUGAUGUUGAACCACUUGCGAUAUACGACAACCCGUCCGAUUCUAUAUACGAAGUGUCAUGACUCAUGGGACUUCUAACCACUCUUCUUAAUGUGCCUAGCAUAAUGGACCUCAUGAAAAUGUUCGUUUCAUUAUUGUGUCAUAUAAAAUAUAUCGUCAACAAACAAUCAUUCCAUUCUACAUCGAAGUGUUAGGUACUAUUUGAGAUGCAGUCUUUUGCCACUAAGCCAGUUUUCCAUAUAAGUCUCUAUCCGCACUAUCAAAUUGCAUGUGACACUUGGUCAUGAUGAUGUCAUAUCCCACUCAUAUAUGGACAUGAAGAUGUCAUAUACACCCAUAUAUGGUCAUGAUGAUGUCAUAUCCUACUCAAUAUGGACAUGAAGAUGUCAUUAUAUGGUCAUGAUGAUGUCAUAUCCCACUCAAUAUGGACAUGAAGAUGUCAUAUUACACCCAUAUAUGGUCAUGAUGAUGUCAUAUCCCACUCAUAUAUGGAUAUGAAGAUGUCAUAUUACACCCAUAUAUGGUCAUGGUUAUGUUCUAUCACAUCUGUAUAUACCCGUUAUAGGCAAAUCACAGGUAUUUGUCACAUGAAAUUUGAUAGUGUGGACAGAGCUUUAAGGCCUGUUUACACUUCAACGAUAACGAUAACG
This is a messenger RNA of Anneissia japonica, 2527 nucleotides long. RefSeq lists its product as uncharacterized. Gene Ontology annotation, biological process: cell-cell adhesion. Gene Ontology annotation, cellular component: cell-cell junction. Lineage: Eukaryota; Metazoa; Echinodermata; Crinoidea; Comatulida; Comatulidae. The coding region runs from base 158 to 1939 and encodes 593 amino acids. The record is from RefSeq and is a predicted model, not a curated record. The transcript has a single exon. Gene Ontology annotation, molecular function: cell adhesion molecule binding.